Molecule: messenger RNA, 1546 nt
Organism: Thalassophryne amazonica
Lineage: Eukaryota; Metazoa; Chordata; Actinopteri; Batrachoidiformes; Batrachoididae
Exons: 11
Coding region: 72-1535 (487 amino acids)
Biological process (GO): purine nucleobase catabolic process; allantoin catabolic process
Cellular component (GO): cytoplasm
Molecular function (GO): cobalt ion binding; allantoinase activity; zinc ion binding
Source: RefSeq, a predicted model, not a curated record
UUCAGAAAGGGAUCACUGAACCACCAUGCUGUCAUGAGGCCUGAAGCAGAGGGACUGCUGUCAGUGAGGACAUGGAGCUUGGAUCAUCAGUCAGUGUUGUGAGGAGCUCCAGAGUCCUGCUUGGCACUGAAGUCUGUCCUGCUGUCAUUGUCAUCAAGGACGGCAAAAUCCACCGUGUCCUACCAGAUGGCAGCUUUUCUGAGGCUGAUGACUUUGAGUUGUUUGACGUGGGCGACAGUGUGGUGAUGCCGGGUAUUGUAGACUGCCACGUCCAUGUUAAUGAACCGGGCCGUACCCGCUGGGAGGGGUUCUGGACGGCCACCAGAGCUGCUGCCGCCGGAGGGAUUACGACAAUUGUAGACAUGCCGCUGAACAGCAUCCCUCCAACCACCACACUCAGUCACCUCCAUGAAAAGCUGCAGGAAUCCACAGGGAAGUGUUUUGUGGACACGACCUUCUGGGGAGGUGUGGUACCUGGAAAUCAGCUGGAGCUUCAGCCCAUGAUUCAGGCCGGAGUCCCUGGCUUCAAGUGUUUCCUCAUCCACAGCGGCGUGGAGGAGUUUCCACAUGUGACCGAGAGUGACCUCCACAUGGCCAUGAAGCAGCUGCAGGGCACAGGAAGUGUUCUCCUGUUUCAUGCAGAGAAAGAUCUUCAGCUAAGACCAGAGGAGACCAGCGACCCCUGCCUGUACUCCACCUUUCUGCAGUCCAGGCCAGACAUCAUGGAAAUGGAAGCAGUUCGCACCGUGACCAAACUCUGCCUGCAGUACCAGGUGCGCUGCCACAUCGUUCACUUAUCCUCUGCAAUGCCACUGGAACUGAUUGUUGAAGCUCGGAAGGCUGGAGCCCCUCUGACGGUGGAGACCACGCACCACUACCUGAGUCUGUGUGCAGAGGAUAUUCCUGCAGGGGCCACACACUUUAAGUGCUGCCCACCAAUCAGGAGCUCUGAUAAUCGGGAGCAGCUGUGGUCUGCACUGAAAGCUGGCCACAUAGACAUGGUCGUGUCUGAUCAUUCCCCCUGUAGCCCUGAUCUGAAGAACCUGGACAGCGGAGAUUUCACUCAGGCUUGGGGAGGAAUUUCCUCACUGCAGUUUGGUUUGCCUCUUUUCUGGACAUCAGGCCAUAAGAGAGGCUUUGAGCUGCCCGACCUGACGAGGCUGCUCAGCCGUAAAACAGCUCAGCUGUGUGGUCUCGACAACCUGAAGGGAAGCCUUGAACCUGGUUAUGACGCAGACUUAGUCAUAUGGGAUCCGGAACAAACAUUUGAGAUUUUGUCCCACUUUACAGAUUACAGAGGAAAUCAUCCAUCACAGAAACAAGCUAACGCCGUACCUCAGCAGCACGCUACAAGGACGUGUGCGUUCCACCAUCCUCAGAGGUCGGCUGGUGUACAGAGACGGCUCCUUCUGCACCGAGCCUCUGGGCAAACACCUCCUUAUUCCUGCUCAUGUGAGACGAGAACACAAACUCUAAUAAAUCUGAUCAAAUCUUUUCAAACCCACCAGGCUGAGUUCUUCGUUGAUCACUUAUGACUGCCGUUUUA